This is a messenger RNA of Morchella sextelata, 441 nucleotides long. RefSeq lists its product as uncharacterized. The transcript is spliced from 3 exons. The coding region runs from base 1 to 441 and encodes 146 amino acids. The record is from RefSeq and is a predicted model, not a curated record. Lineage: Eukaryota; Fungi; Ascomycota; Pezizomycetes; Pezizales; Morchellaceae.
AUGUCCACCCUAAAUAAAUAUGUUCACCAAAUCCAUCAAAGACAUCACUUGGGUUGGGUAAAAGACAGAGAGUUGAUGAAAAGGAGGGUGAUGAAUAAACAGGUCAAACUCCAAACACCCAAACCCAUACCCAAAACAGUGGGACCUACGUCAGUUGUUAAAAGACAAAAUCAAGUGAGUAGUAGCACCAUUGAUGAUAAGGUUCUGAUGGAAGCUAUGUUUAGUGGUGCAUCAGGUGUUAGAGACUUGAUUAAUUCCACUUUGAGGUCAAAGGUUCAGGAGUUUGACCUGGAGAAAAAAAGGCUGGUGUUGGAGAAGAUUGAGUUGCAGGAGAAAUUGGAUACUAUGAGUGAGCAGGUGCAGAGAUUACAGGAGCAAGUUAAUACUUUGGAGGAGAUUUCUUUUCCACCGGAAUUCAUGGAGAGACUUGGGACCUUGUAA